Zeugodacus cucurbitae (melon fly) is the source of this 3193-nucleotide messenger RNA. RefSeq lists its product as uncharacterized. Lineage: Eukaryota; Metazoa; Arthropoda; Insecta; Diptera; Tephritidae. The coding region runs from base 367 to 3057 and encodes 896 amino acids. The record is from RefSeq and is a predicted model, not a curated record. The transcript has 11 exons.
UCAAAUACAAGCCUGGAAUAAAUCUUUAGCACUGUACACAUUUUGAUUAAUCAUUAUAGUCAAUCAAUCGAUUAAAUAAUUAGUUAACAAUUAUAUUUGAAGUCUCAAAUUGUUUUUCGUAAAAGAGUUUUCAUUCGAAUGAAUCUUGAAUUUAUGUUCACCGCUAAGAAGUUAUAGCUAAAGAAAAUCUCGUUUUCUACAGUUUUUUUAUGGAAAUAAAUAACUUUAUUAUUGUAAAUAACUGUAAAUAAUGAUAUGAUAAAUAUCUACCUAUUUCAUCUUUUCGGUAAAAAUAUUUUCUAAACUUACCAGCGAGGAAAUGGUUAAGCUAACGAUUGAGCUAUUUAACAAAACAUUAAUAUAAAUAUGUAUAUGGAGUCGACGAGUACUUUCGUCAAAUGUGAAUUUGAAUCAGAACGCGUCGAUACAAAUCAGUUUCCCACCAUGCAUAACAACCAAGUUCCUCAAAACUUCAAUAAUAACAAUAGUGGACAAUAUGUAGAAUAUCAAACAUAUAUACACAACUCAGAGGAUAUUGGAAGGAUUAAUGAACAUAUGCCGAUGCAGAGAGAAGAACUUCUCGAUCAAAUGCAAUACAACCGAACUAUUAAAUCAGAAAAUGAAUACACUUCAUUACACACUAAUAACGACCAAUUAAGUCAUGUGGAAGGAAGCAAUGAAUCGGAUUUGCAAACGGCUGAAUAUGAUGACAUACCUAUCAUAGUAAACGGAAAAUAUUUCAAAAUUGUUGAAGAGAUGAAUGCUACUGAACAUCAACGGGUGACACGGGGUGUUAUAGCUGUAUGUCAACAUUGUCCACGUGAAAAGGCAAGAUCGAUACAAGGGUCUAUGCGAAUAACAUCGAAUUUUGUGCGUCAUUUAAAAACGCUGCAUCCAUUAAAAUACGAAGAAUUCAUUAUUGAAAGACAAAAUCAUUCGCGCACACCUAGAGGAAGACGCGGACAAAAGAGAAAAGCAUCCCAACUUGGGGAGGGACAGACUGGAAAUAACUCAAGAGCAGAAAGCUAUAUGGAUGACGAUACUAAUGUACAUAGUCCAGAGGGUGCUUCUCCAUAUUUGGACGAGACCCAACCAAGCUCGGCAAAUAACUCAAAUAAUUUGGAUAACACUGAAUUGUAUUCAGCUGAAUCCAACGAUACCCACAUAUCGGAGGAAAGCGUGGAGAAAAAAAGCACGACCGGUGCAUGCCAAUUAGCAUGUGAUCCAAAUGAAAUUCCUAUAAUAUUAAAUGGCAAAUAUUUUAAAAUUGUCGAACAGGAUAUGAGUAGCAAUCGUGCUUCCAUUAGCGUUGUAGCUGCUUGCCAAUUCUGUGACGCUGAUAAAUUUGUGAAAGGGCCGCUCAGAGUCACUUCAAAUUUUGUACAACAUUUACGUUCACGCCAUUUUAAAGAGUAUAACAUGUAUUUGCAAGAGAAAUUCAACAGCAGUAGCAGAUGCCGACGAACGCUUAAUCGACAACCAGCGCAAUUACCGUUUGUGGAAAAAGUUUUGAAUUUUAUUUUAACAUCUAAUGUACCAGUUUCGGUGUUAGAAGAACCAUCUUUCGUGGAACUUUUUCGUGGUACUGGUCUAACAAUGUGCUCCUGUACGCAAUUACUUGCUCGCUUAGAUGAUAUGUAUGGUGGGUUCGUAGAGAAUAUUAAGCGUAAUUUGGAGGAUAUACCGUAUAUUUGUGCUGCCGCUGAAAUUUGGAGCAGUCGCAAUAAACACUAUUUUGGCUACAGUAUUUUUUGGUUAGAUAAUGACUUAAAACGUCAGAUCGCCAUUUUAGCAUGUACUAAGCUGAGUGACACACCCACUUACAAGGAAAUUCAGGCGCUAAUAACGCAAAUUCAAAACAAAUAUGAUUUGAACGAGGAAAAAAUCACUUGUAAUGUUAUCAAUGGAGUGCACGAUUUCGUACAUACCUACCAUCAUUUCAGUAUGAGCAGUAUUUGCACCGAUUACAUUAGCGACGAAUUCAAUAUUUCCUUUAGCAAUGCUGAACAAAUUCUAAAUCAACUUCCAAAGCAAUUUAAACACGGCGAGCACAGCCUGCAUUUAUUGGCAGUGUUUGAUUUCACUAAAAUAAUGGAGUCCCAUGGAAAAUUUCAGCAUGUCUUAACACGUUGUUUAAUUUUACUAAACAAAUGCAGAGAUUUCGAAGUUAAUGAAAUUGCGGGAUAUUUAUUCGAAGGCCAUACACCACCAACUGAUGUACGCUGGCCAACAUGGUAUGCAUCGUUAACACAACUUCUCAAACAAAAACACAAAAUAGACGAGUUAUGCACUUUCUUGAGCCUACCGAAAUUAAGCCAAAUCGAGUUAGAAUAUAUGGAUGACUUUUGUGUAAUACUCAAACCAAUAGCAGAUGCCGUAGAGUUUUUGCAGCAAGACAAUUAUUUAUAUUUUGGUUAUUUUCUACCCACUCUGAUUACCAUUAAGGUUAAAUUAAAAAAAAUUCAUGAAAGCAGACAUAUAAAACACUUGCAUACAGUGGCACAGCAAAUGAGUGAUGCCUUAUUACGUCGUUUAAGGAACUAUUUUGAGAUUAACACUGCAUUUAAUGACGCCUUAAUUGCGGCUGUAGUUUGUCCAGCCAUUAAAAUGCGUUUUGUAGAAGCUUUGCGUGAGACAGCACCUAGUAUAACGACGGAUAUGAUAAUGCAGCUGUUUGUGGACUAUGCACAAGAGUUCUAUAUAGAUAAGGUACAGACGGAAGAUGUGAGAGAGCAGCGCCCGCCUUCCGUAAAUUCAUUCCUCUGCUUUAAUCCGGAUGAAAAUGAAGAUCCACCAUCAGAUAAUAAACCAUACGUCGCUAUACGCCGAGAAUUCUCAAGUUAUUUGCACGAUGAUGAUAAAAGUCUAUCUUGCUUAAAUAGAUAUCAACUGGUGAAAAAAGUUUUCCAAAAAUAUAACACUAUGCCGCCCAGCUCAAUGGUGUUGGAAAAAUUGUUCCACACAUUUCUGAAUGUGAUCAAUACACAAAAAGGACAACAUCUAACUGAUGAACAUUUAGAGCGACUUGUGCUAACUAAAGUGAAUAAAAUAUUAUAAAAACUAGUUAAUAAAUAAAUUGAGUUAAUUAGAUUUAUUUGUAUACGUUUAAAAUGUAUUACUUUAAUAAAAUUUUUAUUAUUUUUUACCGAAUGUUAAUUUAAAUUUUAAAAAUAAAUUUAUAUGUACAAACAUA